Nicrophorus vespilloides is the source of this 1065-nucleotide messenger RNA. RefSeq names its product putative protein kinase C delta type homolog. Gene Ontology annotation, biological process: protein phosphorylation. The annotation marks the transcript as partial. The transcript has 5 exons. Lineage: Eukaryota; Metazoa; Arthropoda; Insecta; Coleoptera; Silphidae. Gene Ontology annotation, molecular function: protein serine/threonine kinase activity; ATP binding. The record is from RefSeq and is a predicted model, not a curated record.
UUUAUCUUGUGCAUCCAUCAACAGUCUCACCUCUUCUUCGUGAUGGAAUACCUGAACGGCGGCGAUCUCAUGUUCCACAUCCAGCAGUCCGGAAGAUUCCUGGAGCCGAGGGCGCGUUUCUACGCGGCGGAAAUCGUUUCCGGUCUGAAGUUCCUCCACAGCAAAGGCAUCGUCUACAGGGAUCUCAAAUUGGACAACAUCCUGUUGGACUUCGAUGGACACGUCCGCAUCGCAGAUUUCGGAAUGUGCAAACUGCAGAUCUUCCUGGACAGGACGGCGGAUACGUUCUGCGGGACACCGGAUUACAUGGCUCCUGAAAUCAUCAAAGGUCAACACUACAACCAGAACGUGGAUUGGUGGUCCUUCGGUGUUCUAUUGUACGAGAUGCUGAUUGGACAGUCUCCUUUCAGCGGUUGCGACGAGGACGAACUCUUCUGGUCCAUCUGCAACGAAAGGCCCGUCCUUCCACGUUUCUUAAGUCGAGAAGCUAACAACAUCCUUACUCUGCUGUUGGAGAAGGAUGCGACGAAGCGACUUGGUAACAAAUUCUGCUUGCAAGGCGAUAUUCAAGAUCAACCCUUCUUUCAUCCGGUCGACUGGGAGCUGCUGAAUCUGCGGCAGCUGGAGCCACCGUUCCGUCCAAAUUUGCAACAUCCGCUCGAUACUCAAUACUUUGACAGAACCUUCACGGCGGAGAAGGCGAAACUCACGCCCAUCAACCAGACCAUCCUCCAGUCGAUGGACCAGACGCAGUUCCAAGGCUUCAGCUACACGAAUCCGAACGCCACCGAUAGAUAGGAUUAGCUGAAAAGAGAAGAUUGCAUUCUUCUUUUGUUUAUUGUUUUUUUUUUUUAUUGUACUAUUUACCAACACUACUAUUAGAAUUAACGUUUGUUGAUGGUAAAAAGAGAAGUGGAGAAAGCUUUAAUCUUAAUGUUUCUUGUACCUUUGAAUUUGUCUAAGUCUAAUUUAUAUUUAUACAUAAACAUUAUAUAACAAUGUAUAGUGCGCAUCUUGUAAGUUAGGUCCCGAGAGGCUAUAUGAAGUAAGGCAAAAAAAAAGAAG